AGGAUUCUAUUCUCAAGAGUUGGUACAACUAAUAGAGAGGGCAUUACCAUCAAGUAGACCACCUAUAAAUAAAGAGAGUUGUAUAGAUGGGGAUAACCCUAUUGCUACUGACAUAUCACAACACCCGAGGUUAUUGGUGGAUCUACUCAACGUCCUUAGUCGCCAAAGGCAUUUCCCACCAAAGUUCAUCACGGCUGUUGAAGAGCUGAUUAAUGCUGCAAAUAUAAAUAGUAGUGCUUAUAGUAGCAAUAUGACGACAAACGACUGGAUACGGGCAUUCGAGAUACACCUCUGUGCGGCUGUAGAGGGCCCCCCGACUGUACGCAAAUAUCUCACUCAGAAUGAUGAUGUUAAAGCAUUCUUCGCUGAUAAUACAUCAUUCGUUUGGUAUGCAUCACAAGAGAGAGAUCGGACCAACUUCUUACACUCUGAUACGUGUAUGCAGUUGAAUGAGGCUAUCAAUGCUCUCGGAUGGCCACUAAGUCUUGGCAACCAGCUUGCAGAGGUCUACCAUCUAGAUAUGAUCACAUCACUUAAUCAACCUGAUAGUACAUCGUCAUCAUCCAACCCUAGUGUUUUAGGGUCAUCCCUGAACUACCAACAAGCAGGCAAACGUACUGCAAUAGUAUGUAUAAAGGAGGAAGAUGAACUACGCUGGUACAGUCCUAUCACUCGAGGUCAACAUCAAUCGACCCUUGAUGACCCACAUAACAACAUUCGCCUGGGUCAUACGCGAGUUAUGAUUGGCAACUCAUUGACGAAAGUACGACACCUUCACAGUUUGGGUUGGAAGGUCAUCCCUUUGUGGUUAUCGGAAUGGUCUGAGUUACACACUGUAGAUGAUAGGUGUAAAUAUUUGGUAGAGCGUGCUCAAGAGGCGUAUGCCAUUGGUCCAGCAACGACUGAUGUUUACACAUCUCCAAUCCAACAAUUUAACGAGGCAUUAUGAUGACUGUUAGUACUCCUCUUU
Molecule: messenger RNA, 970 nt
Organism: Perkinsus marinus ATCC 50983
Lineage: Eukaryota; Perkinsozoa; Perkinsida; Perkinsidae
Exons: 9
Source: RefSeq, a predicted model, not a curated record